AUGUCAAAACAAGAUAAACCAUUACUUCAAGUAUUAGACGAACUAACGCAAUUAAGAGCAAGUGUAUCUCAAUUUCAAGCAACUUUUAAAUUAAUUAUUGAAAAGUCUCCAAGUCCAGAAAAAUUUAUACAAUAUUUAAAAUUAAGUGAGAAUAAUAAUGACAUAUUAGGUGAAGCAACAAGUACUAUAGAAAGAUUAAAAGGUUUAAUAGAUACUCCUCAAAUAAAAGUUGCAGUUAGAAUUCGUCAAUUAUAUGAAGUUGAAAAAUUACCGUUUUUAACUGCUUUAUCUAAUGUUAAUUUUAAAACAACAUCAACAAAUGAUCAAUCUUUGGAGAAAUUUUUGGAUGUUGUUUCUGAUUUUGAUGAUAAGAAAAAGAAACUGAAGGAUACAAAGAAAGAAGACUUAACAAAAUCUACAGAUUAUUAUUCAUAUCCUCCUACAUUACCAUUGAUUAAUGAUGAAACACUUUUAAUUAAAAUUUGUACUGAUAAAUCAUAUAGAAGAAUAAGUGAUUUUGUUGAAUCAUCAUCAACAAAAUAUAAUAAUUCACAUAAUGGAAAAUUAGCAAUAAAAGGUAAAUCAAUAUUAGAUUUAAUAUUAAUUGAAAUUUUAGAAACAAAAUUACCAAAUUUAUAUGAAAAUGACUUAAUUGUUAUAAAAAAUAGAUUAAUUUCAUUUGAACAAUUAGCAAAAUUUUCAUUUGGUUAUAAUUUAAUUGAUUCAAUGAAAUAUAAUUUAUCAUCAAAUGCAGAAAUUGAACAAAAAAUGAAAAUAUGUGGAAAUAUUUUUUUAGCUUAUAUUGCAGGAUUACAAAACAAUGGAUAUUCUUUGGAAGAAAUUAAAACAUGGUUAAAUAAAUUAUAUGAACCUUUAAUUAUAGAUUUAGAAUCUACUACAACACCAGUUGCAAAAAUUGCAUUAAUUGAAUUAAAUAAUUUAUUUAAAUCUAUAACAAAUUUAACUAAAUUACCUUAUGAAAAUAUUAAAUAUGAAAUUUUAGAAGUUAAAACUGAUCCAUAUGUUGCUCAUGUUGUUAUAAAUGAUGAAAUUUUAGGUUUUGGAGUUUCAAGUAUAAGUUUUGAAGAUGCAAAAGAUAGAGCUGUAAUGGAUGUUAUGGAUAAUCAAAGUAAGAUUAAUAAAAUAUUUGUAAUGUUAAAAGAUAAUUAUAUGAAAAAUAAAAUUCAAUAUACUACACUGGCACUGUCUCCAAAAAUUAUACAAGGAGAAAAUGAAAUUCAAAAUCAAAGUAAUAUUCAAUCAUUGGGUGGUGAUUUAAGUACUACUCCAAUGGUUGCUUUUGCUUAUGCUCCACCUGAACAAUCACAUCAUGAUAGGGAUCAUAUACAAGCCCAUCAAAAUUUACAUCAAACUUUACAAUCACCUUUUCCUCAACAACAGUUUCAAUCACAGAUUGAUCAAUCACAAUCACAAUCACAAUCACAUCAACAACAACAACAACACCAGCAACCACAUCCACAACAGCAUUUAUCGCAACAGCAUUUAGCACAACAACAACAACAACCUUUACAACAUUCACAAUCACAACAAAGUUUACAAUAUCCAUCAUCUCAACUACCUUUACAACAACUACAUCAAGUACAACAACAACAACAACAAUAUCAUACAGGAACACCAGCAGUAUAUGCACAUCAACAAUCAUAUUAUCAAACUUCACCAACGCAACUACUGCAACUGCCACCACAUCAAUUUUUACCAUACAAUCAAAUACAACACCCAACUCAAAGUCCAAUACCAUCACAUAUGUAUCAAGAAUCAAAUAAUAACAUCAAUCAUAAUGGUAAUCCAUUUAAUGAACCAAUAACAUGUCCAAUUAUUUCAUUAUCAAUAAAAGAUAUAGAUAUGAAAGCCAAAACUGAUUUAUAUGCAAAAUUAGGUCCAUUACAAUUAAAAGCAGAUUAUAUAGUUGAACAAAAAGGUUCAGAAUAUUAUACUUUAUGUUUAUGUAAAGGUAAACAAUUAGGUUAUGGAGCUGAUUUUAGUAAACAAAAAUCUGGUCAAAAAGCUGCUAUGGCUGCAUUAAGUAAUCAGAUUGCUUUAAGAGAAUUGGGUGUUCCAAUACGUUGA
Lodderomyces pseudojiufengensis is the source of this 2088-nucleotide messenger RNA. It is a transcript of the gene CDL1, whose product is annotated as Cdl1p. The coding region runs from base 1 to 2088 and encodes 695 amino acids. Gene Ontology annotation, molecular function: ribonuclease III activity. Gene Ontology annotation, biological process: RNA processing. The record is from RefSeq and is a predicted model, not a curated record. The transcript has a single exon. Lineage: Eukaryota; Fungi; Ascomycota; Pichiomycetes; Serinales; Debaryomycetaceae.